UCUGCCUCCAGCUGUGGCCCAGAACCUGCCUAUGGAGAGUCACAGAGCCCCCAGCCCACUGGGACACAGUGCUGGGCAUCCAGGACAUGGGAGGGAAAUGGUGGCCUGGAGCCACCUGCUGCUCACCUUGGUGGGGCUGCUCUGCCUCGGGUCUGGCCUUGCUGAGGAGUGCACCAAGUACAAGGUCAGCACCUGCCGGGACUGCAUCCAGUCGGGGCCAGGCUGCGCCUGGUGCCAGAAGCUGAACGUCACUUGGCUGAGAGACCCUGACUCUAUUCACUGUGACACGCGGGAGCAGCUGCUAAUGAGGGGCUGUGCAUCUGACGACAUUGUGGACCCCAAGAGCCUUGCUAAAGCCCAGGAAGACCUGGAGCGGGGUCAGAAACAGCUGUCUCCACAAAAAGUGACGCUUUACCUGCGACCAGGUCAGGCGGCUGUGUUCAACGUGACCUUUCGGCGGGUCAAGGGCUACCCCAUCGACCUGUACUACCUGAUGGACCUCUCUUCACCCAUGCUGGAUGACCUCAUUAAAGUCAAGAAGCUGGGCGGUGACCUGCUCCGGGCCCUCAAUGAGAUCACGGAGUCCGGCCGCAUUGGCUUCGGGUCCUUGGUAAACAAGACCUUCAGGCAUGUGCUGAAGCUGACCGACAAUGCCAACCAGUUCCAGACGGAGGUCGGGAAGCAGCUGAUCUCUGGACACCUGGACACUCCCGAGGGUGGGCUGGAUGCCAUGAUGCAGGUCGCGGCCUGCCCGGAGGAAAUCGGCUGGCGCAAUGUCACACAGCUGCUGGUGUUUGCCACGGACGACGGCUUCCACUUUGCGGGUGAUGGGAAGCUUGGUGCCAUCCUGACUCCCAACGACGGCCGCUGUCACCUGGAGGACAACAUGUACAAAAGCAGCAACGAAUUUGACUACCCGUCAGUGGGCCAGCUGGCGCACAAACUGGCCGAAAGCAACAUCCAGCCCAUCUUUGCCGUGACCAAGAGGAUGGUGAAGACCUACGAGAAACUCACCGAGAUCCUCCCCAAGUCAGCCGUCGGGGAGCUGUCCGAGGACUUUGGCAACAUGGUCCAGCUCAUCAAGAAUGCCUAUAAUAAACUCUCCUCCAGGGUCUUCCUGGAUCACAGCACCCUCCCCGACACCCUGAAAGUCACCUACGACUCCUUCUGCAGCAAUGGAAUGUCACACACUGGCCAACCCAGAGGGGACUGUGAUGGCGUGCAGAUCGGUGUCCCGAUCACCUUCCAGGUGAAGGUCACGGCCACAGAGUGCAUCCAGGAGCAGUCAUUUGUCAUCCGUCCUCUGGGCUUCACAGACACAGUGACUGUUCAGGUCCUUCCCCAGUGUGAGUGUCAGUGCCGGGACCAGAGCCGGGACCGCAGCCUCUGCCAUGACAAAGGCUCCUUGGAGUGUGGUGUCUGCAGGUGCGACGCUGGCUACAUCGGGAAAAGCUGUGAGUGCCAGACGCAGGGCCGGAGCAGCCAGGAGCUGGAAGGAAGCUGCCGGAAGGACAACAACUCCAUCGUCUGCUCGGGGCUGGGGGACUGCAUCUGCGGACAGUGCGUGUGCCACACCAGCGACGUCCCCAACAAGCAGAUCUACGGGCGGUACUGCGAGUGUGACAACGUCAACUGCGAGCGCUACGACGGCCAAGUCUGCGGAGGCCCAAAGAGAGGGCUCUGCUUCUGUGGCACGUGCAACUGCCAGAUCGGCUACGAGGGCUCGGCCUGCCAGUGCCAGAAGAGCACGGACGGCUGCCUGAACCAGCGGGGCGUGGAGUGCAGCGGCCGGGGCCGGUGUCGCUGCAACGCUUGCGAGUGCGACCCGGGCUACCAGCCGCCCCUGUGCCAGGAGUGCCAGGGCUGCAACUUCACCUGCAGCAACCACACCUUCUGUGCAGAGUGUCUGCAGUUCAACACGGGCCCCUUCAAGAAGAACUGUAGGGCAGCGUGCAGGGGCCUACAGCUGCGGGAGGAGCCCCUGAGCUGGAGGACGUGCAAGGAGCAGGACUCGGAGGGCUGCUGGAUGACCUACACGAUGAGUCAGCGGGACGGGUGGGACCAGUAUGACAUCCAUGUGGAGAAAACCCGAGAGUGUGUGGCCAACACUGCCACUAUCCUAGGGGGCACCAUGGUGGAGGUUGUGCUCAUCAGUGUCCUGCUGCUGGUCAUCUGGAAGGCCCUGACCCACCCAAGUGACCUCCAAAAGUCUAAGGACUUUCAAGGAGUAACUCAAGUCCCAGUGGAACAAUGAUAACCCCCUUUUCAAGAGCACCACAACCAUGGUCGUGAUAAGUUUGCAGAGAGUAAGAAGCCAAUCAGCAGGACCUAUCCCCACCACCACAUUUCCCAAUCACACGACCAAGAUGCUCACAGCUCUAGACGAUGCCACAAAUUAACCAAAAGUCCACUGCUUUUUUUUUUUUUUGUCUUCAACCUGACAGAUAAGGGCAGGUAUUUAUAUGGACCCCCCCAGGAGGAACAGCUCCCCCUUCUGACAUGCACGGACCUUUCCACAGGUUGGGGGGGAUUGCUUAAGUCUUGGGAGGCUGGAUCCAGGAUUUUCUGUAAGUUAGGUGAUCAGUCUGAUUAAAGACGGCGCAAGUUUUAUAUUUAAACGUUAUCGGGCACAGAUUUGACACCUGAAGGGGGAGUACUGCACAGGUAAAGGGAAGUAUGCAUGGGGUCCUCUUGUGUCUGGUUGGCUAACACCAACCUACACAUGAUGCCAAAAAGAGUAACUAACUUUUGAGGAAAGAACAAUUUCCAGGUGGUUAAGUCAGACGAUUUCCAGCCCAUGCAGAGGUCCAGGAAUCCCUCUCGUUCCCUCUGGCCAGUGUGGAGUGACUUCACUGAACACUGGGAGGGCACUCACCAGGACUCUGGGGGGCCAUGCCUUAGACACAGGACUAAAUCACCCUCGGGAGAGGCUGCUGCAGACCUACCCCCAUGCAACUGAAAACUGAAAACAAACCUGAGAAGGAUCAAACUAAUCCACAAGUGGACUACAGGAAUAUAGUUAUACUCAGCACUCAACAGUGAAGACAUCACAGUGACAGGCACCCAGCCAAAAACCUACUAGACAAGCUGGGCACAGUGGUUCACGCCUGUGCUCCUAAGAGUUUGGGAGGCCAAGGCAGGAAGAUUGCUUGAGCCCAGGGAGAUCAGCUUAGACAG
This is a messenger RNA of Nycticebus coucang (slow loris), 3177 nucleotides long. Its product is annotated as integrin beta-2-like. The transcript has 16 exons. Gene Ontology annotation, cellular component: integrin complex; focal adhesion; cell surface. Gene Ontology annotation, biological process: integrin-mediated signaling pathway; cell-matrix adhesion; cell adhesion mediated by integrin. Gene Ontology annotation, molecular function: amyloid-beta binding; integrin binding. The coding region runs from base 32 to 2254 and encodes 740 amino acids. The record is from RefSeq and is a predicted model, not a curated record. Lineage: Eukaryota; Metazoa; Chordata; Mammalia; Primates; Lorisidae.